Messenger RNA from Osmerus eperlanus (European smelt), 2219 nucleotides. RefSeq names its product folylpolyglutamate synthase, mitochondrial-like. NCBI's taxonomy places the organism in Eukaryota, Metazoa, Chordata, Actinopteri, Osmeriformes, Osmeridae. Gene Ontology annotation, biological process: tetrahydrofolylpolyglutamate biosynthetic process. Gene Ontology annotation, molecular function: tetrahydrofolylpolyglutamate synthase activity; ATP binding. The transcript has 15 exons. Gene Ontology annotation, cellular component: cytoplasm; mitochondrion; cytosol. Bases 258 to 1886 code for a protein of 542 amino acids. The record is from RefSeq and is a predicted model, not a curated record.
AAAUAAAAAACACGGAAGAGAAUUGAGAAGAAGAAAAACGCCUAUAACUGUAAACUGGGUUGCGCAAGUCAUUUAUGAACGUUACACGUUGUGCUUAAAACAGCCUAGGAACCCGAUAUUACCAGUUUGGUAUCUCUAAUGUCCCUUGCCAUUCCGCUGCACAAUUUAGCACCUCUCGUAGUCGUCUGUUAAACAUGCCUUGACAGCAUUUGUAACGAUGCAUUUAACCGUUGAUUAACUCAUUACUUAUUUUGGCAAUGUCAGUCGCUCUGAGACGAACUAAAGGUUUUCACGAGGCAGUGUGUGUUCUCAACACCUUGCAGACCAAUGCCAGUGUUCUGGAACAAGUACGCAGGGAGAACGUGCCGGAGUUGCAGCUCCAGGCAAUGCGCGGUUUCCUCCAUCGUACAGGGCUCACGGUGGAGCAACUGGAUGAGCUCAACAUGAUCCAUGUGACAGGAACAAAGGGAAAGGGAUCAACAUGUGCAUUUACUGAGAAAAUUCUCAGUAACUACGGCUUUCGAACAGGUUUUUACAGCUCUCCACACUUGGUUCAAGUGAGGGAAAGAAUACGCAUAAAUGGGCAGCCAAUCAGCAAAGACCUUUUCACCAAAUACUUCUGGGAGGUUUACACACAAUUAGAUGCUACAAAGGGUUGCCAUGGAGACCGAAUGCCCGCCUAUUUCCGCUUCCUCACCCUCCUGGCGUUCCAUGUGUUCGUGCAGGAGAGGGUGGAUUUAGCGCUCAUUGAAGUUGGGAUAGGAGGGGCUUAUGACUGUACAAACAUUAUAAGGAGACCGUGGGUUUGUGGCAUCACAUCGUUAGGGAUUGAUCACACCAGCAUCCUGGGAGACACCCUAGAGGAGAUUGCUUGGCAGAAGGCUGGUAUCUUUAAGCCAGGAGUCCCUGCGUUCAGCGUCAGACAGCCCUCCGGACCCAUGCAGGUUCUCCACAACCGAGCGUCCGAGAUUGGGUGCUCCCUGAGGGUGUGUCCGGAGCUGGACAGCUACGAGGCUGGAGCCGCACCUCUGAGGCUGGGGCUGGCGGGUCACCAGCAGCGCUGCAACGCUUCCCUGGCCCUGCAGCUCAGCAGGGCCUGGCUGCACAGAUACCGACAGCACGAUGACACCAAAGCUGCUCCUUCAGUAGAGAACACAUUGGCGUCCCAGGCAGAAACUUUCAAGCCCAGUCCUGUCAUGAUCAAAGGCCUCCAGGACACAGAGUGGCCAGGCAGGACUCAGACGGUGAGACACGGCCCUGUCACCUACUACCUGGACGGAGCUCACACCUCAGGCAGUAUGCAGGCGUGUGUCCAGUGGUUCAGAGAUGAGACAGCACUGGAGGAGAGAGGUCAUAGAGGCCCUGUGAUCAGAGUGUUGCUGUUCAACGCCACGGGAGAGAGAGAUUGUGCUGCCAUGUUGAAACUUCUAGUGCCGUGCCAGUUUGAUUAUGUUGUGUUCUGUCCCAACAUCACUGAAACCACCCCAGAGAACAAUCCAGAUCAGCAGAAUUUCAAUGUGUUGCUUGAGAACAUACUGACCCGUUGUCUGGACAACCAGCGCAGCUGGCAGAGUCUGAGUGGGCCGGAGACCCAGCAGGGGGUCGCGCUGCGGAUCCAUGAGCCCCCUCUGGUGGAGAAACCCCGGAAUCACACCCUGGUCUUUCCGUGCAUCCUCAGCGCCCUCCAGGGGAUCAGCCAGGGAAGGGACCCCCUGCUACCGGCGCCUGCAGAGCGAGGGGGUUCUCCUUCCCCCCAGACACAGGCAGGUGUCCUGGCUCAGACCGAACCCCUCCGAGAAGCAGCUCAUAUCUCUGUCCUGAUCACGGGCAGUCUGCACCUAGUUGGAGGGGCUCUGAGGCACCUGGACCCAUCGCUGGCUGGGUAGAGGCGGCGCACAAUCUGACCUGGUUGUCCAUGGACGAGAGUCUUAGAGGGUCUAGAUGUGUAUCAUGUUGACACAUAAGCUGGAGGGUGUUAAGUAGGCCAGAAGAGGGCGCUAGAGACGCACAGUGUUCGGUCUCAGGGUAUUUGUAGGGCCUGUUGUGCCUUUUUGAAACGUUCUCCAUGUGAUCAGUUUUUAUGAAUUGAAGUGCCACAGUGUUAUCAGGAAGGUUUUCUCUCACAUGGGUGUGUCCUGAAAAAUAUUUGAAUCUCAGAUGAGCUGAAAUGUCCACUCUUCGUGAAAAAUGUAUUCAUAAACAUGUGAGUUUUAAGCAUU